Messenger RNA from Monascus purpureus, 3690 nucleotides. NCBI's taxonomy places the organism in Eukaryota, Fungi, Ascomycota, Eurotiomycetes, Eurotiales, Aspergillaceae. The record is from the annotation of a GenBank genome assembly.
AUCCAGUCCUACUAUAUCUCACUCCCCUCCUAAGUCGGGUUGUUAGAUCGUGUAUAGUUAGCCUUCUGCAUCCAUACGUCCCUGAAACACCUGGUCACUGUCGCCAUGUCCUACCGCGAAGAUGACCUGGCCUACGGGCAUUACAAUGCCGGCAACAGCCGGGGUUAUGGUGAGGGAGACCGCGACAGAGGGUUCCUGGGGGAUACCUUCAAGCUACUGAAGGAGACCUAUAAGAGCCAGCAUCCUCAAAGCCACCAGGGCAAUCAGGGAAGCCAGAGCCAGCAACCUCCCCCUACAUCGUCCUCCAGCAGCUACUACUCCCAGCCGUCGCAGAACCCUCCCUACCAGCAAGGAGGUCCCGACAACCGCCCUUACUACCAACAAGGAGGAAAGACCAAGCCCGAUAAGUUAACCGGCUUUCUGGAUAAACUCCAAGACAGUGUUGCUGGCUACGGUACCCAGAUCGCCGAGCGUUUGGGAACUGCCCUUGAUCCACAAGGUUAUGCUCAGUAUGGCGCUGCCGGUGGUAAAGUUGAGGGACCGCACAGGUUCGGCAGUUUCGCUCCUACAAGAGAACAUAAUGAUGUGAAGUGGUAUGUCGAUGGGUGCAGCUACUUCUAUGCCGUAUCCAGAGCACUGGAAAAUGCCAGAGAGUCUAUUUGGAUUCUGGAUUGGUGGCUUUCCCCUGAGCUGUAUCUGAGACGGCCUCCUGCGAAGAAUGAGCAGUAUCGGGUUGAUCGAAUGCUCCAAGCAGCAGCGCAGCGUGGAGUGAGGGUCAAUAUUAUCGUCUACAAGGAGGUGACCCAGGCCUUGACCCUUUCGUCGGCUCAUACAAAACACACCUUGGAAGCUCUCCAUCCCAACAUCGCGGUGUUCCGUCACCCUGAUCACCUCCCUGAUCGCCAGGAUCUCAGCGAUUCUAUCACAGCGUCUCUUCAGAACCUGGUUCUGGAUGCUGCGGGGAUCUCUCGACUGUCCGGCGACGCCCUGAAGGGCCUGUACGGUGUAUCCGAGGAUGUGAUCCUUUACUGGGCACAUCACGAGAAGCUGUGUUUGGUUGACGGACGCAUUGCGUUUAUGGGAGGUCUGGAUAUGUGCUACGGGCGCUGGGACACGAACCAGCAUGCGAUCACCGAUGUGCAUCCUGAAAACGUCAGUGAGACGGUGUUCCCGGGUCAGGACUACAAUAAUGCUCGGGUUCUUGACUUCCAGGACGUUGCCCAUUGGGAGAACAAUCAGCUUGAUCGGAAGGCCACUCCUCGCAUGGGUUGGUCCGAUGUGUCUAUAAGCUUGCAUGGUGUUGUCGUUGAGGAUCUGCGUCGCCACUUUGUCGAACGCUGGAAUUUCAUCUAUGAGACCAAGUACCAGGCUCGCAAUGAUCAGAGGUACUAUAAGCUGGUCUUGUACGGGAGACCUGGUGGUUACCCUCAACAACACGGUCCUUCUAGUCCGCAGAAUCCUCAGCAGCCUCACCAGCAGUACCAGGCUCAACAGACUCAACAACCUCAAUACCAGCAGGCUACGCAGACCUCCCAGACACCGCAGCCUCAAUAUCAACAGCCUCCUGCGCAACAAUACCCGCAGUCUCAACAGUCUCCUCAGCCGCAGUACCAACAAUCUCAGCAGACACCACCACCUCAGCCUCAAUACCAGCAAGCGCCGCAGACUUCACAGACGCCGCAACCUCAAUACCAACAGCAGUCUCCUCAGUCGCAGUAUCAACAUCAGCAGCAGUACCAGCAGCAGCCGUACCAAGUGCAGCCUCAGCCACAGCAGGGUGCGGCGACUACUCAAACCGCAGGCACGACAAGCCCACCGCCGGCUCAAGGCGGAUAUACUUAUGCGGGACAGUCAUUCCCACCACCACCCCCUGGUCCUCCGCCAUCUCAGUCACCGUCCCAGGCACCGUACUUCCCGCCACCCCCCACUACUCAGGGAGGUUCUCAGACCCGAGGCAUCAGCUAUGAAGGCGAGGGGGAUGGCGAGAGAGGGUUUAGCGCUGAAAAACUGACCGCAUAUAGCGACGUGUUCCGCGGACAGCUGGCAGGCCAGAUCCAUCGUUAUCAGGACCGGUUAACCUCUUCGUUUGGCCAUUAUGGCCACCACGAAGGUGGCUCUCACUAUCAAGGUCGGCCUCGGGGCAGCAUAACGUGCCAGGUCGUACGUAGCUGCUCCAAAUGGAGCCAUGGUGUCCCAACUGAACAUUCCGUCGCGGACGCGUAUGCAGAGAUUAUCCGAAACAGCGAGCAUUUUGUCUACAUCGAGAACCAGUUCUUCAUCACAGCUACGUCGGACGCGCAGAAACCUGUCCAGAAUAGGAUUGGAUCUGCCAUCGUGGAACGUAUUCUGCGUGCUGCUCGCGCGGGCCAGAAGUACAAGAUCAUUGUCGUUAUCCCGUCUGUACCGGCUUUCGCGGGUGAUCUGAAGGCUGACUCGACGCUGGGUACUCGUGCUAUCAUGGAGUUCCAGUACAACAGCAUCAACCGUGGUGGGAACAGUAUCAUGGAGCUGAUCGCGAAGGAAGGCUACAACCCGAUGGAGUACAUUCGGUUCUACAAUCUGCGGAACUAUGAUCGCAUUAAUCUUAGCGGAGCGCUGUUGGCGGCUCAGCAAACAAGUGGUGUCAACUACGAGGACGCUCGCAAGACUCAUGACGCUGGGGUCACUGGGCAUGGUCAUGGUGCGCCGAGUGCCUUCGACACGACGGCUGCAUAUCAGCAAGCUGCAUAUAGCGCGACUGGCGGUAAGGCGUCGUCUGGCCCUGGCCGGUGGGAUAGUGUCAGCGAGUGUUACAUGCUUGGCGGAGAGGAUAUCAGAAAUGUUCCUUGGGAAGGACCACCAGACGCUGAAAUCGACGCAUUUGUCAGCGAGGAAUUAUAUGUGCAUACGAAGGUCUUGAUUGCGGAUGACCGCACUGUGAUCUGUGGUUCAGCCAACCUGAACGACCGGUCUCAGCUGGGCACGCAUGACUCGGAGAUUGCUCUCAUCAUCGAAGACCACAGUCCUGUCCCGUCGACGAUGAACGGACAGCCGUGGACGGCAGGCCGCUUCGCGGCGUCUCUGCGUCGGCAGCUCUUCCGGAAGCAUCUGGGACUGCUCCCGCCGCAGAACUACCAACAACCCGAUGCCAACUGGGAGCCCGUGGGCGUUCCGAACCAGUUCGACUUCGAGUCACCGGAGAGCCAUCUUGUGGCCGACCCACUGGCGGAUGUCUUCCAGAACCUGUGGAACAGCCGGGCACGCACCAACACAGAAGUGUAUCGCAAGGUCUUCCACUCUGUUCCGGAUGACACGGUGCGCAACUGGGAUGCGUACAAGGAGUUCUUCGAGUACUACUUCCACGGGGCCAACAGCGAGGCCGGGGGCGAUCAGAAGAUCUUCCGCCCGCCGCGGUAUGACUGGGGACAUGUUGUGCGGGACGAUUUCCCACCGGGACCGGAGGGAGCACGGCAGGUCAAGGAACUGCUCAGUCAGGUCAAAGGCACGUUGGUUGAGAUGCCGUUGAUGUUUUUGAUCGAGGAGGACGUGGCGAAGGAGGGAUUGACGCUCAACGAUCUGACGGAGCCGAUCUACACAUGAUCUGUUGCUUCUCUCUCCUUUCUUUUUUACAUAUAUAUUAUUAUUAUCGUUAUUUAUUUAUUUAUUUAUUUCUUCUGGUAAUCAAUAGCAGUUGGAUUGAUGUCUUCAAUC